UUUAUAUCAAUUUUUGUGAGAACAAAUUCCACUUCAUAUCAGACCGCCAGGAAAGGAGCAAAUGGACUCAUUUAUGUUCAUUUAUGCUUGAAAGGUGCUCAGAGUCCACCCUACCCAAAUUCCAAACCUGGCAGAGACUGCUCGUAUAUUCAAAUUUAACCAUAGAGCAUGGAGUAUUUGAUUCGAUUCGCACAAGUCCACGAGUCGUUUCGGAAGCCCGAGAUUGAAGCUCUCGCGGCGCUUGUUGGGACUAAUGUCGAAUUCUUAGCAUACGCAGAGAAUACACCUUUUGCCGUCGUUAAACUUCAAGAUGAAGCCGCUGCAAGAGCAGUCAUAUGUCGCAGUAUCCUUGCAAAGGGCAUAUAUGAGAUCUGGGGCCAUGGCAAAACAUAUGAAGAGCUCCAUAUGGACAUCCGUAACCGGACUGAAGCGCGAUGGAACAACUUCAAAAGCAAAUCAUUCAAGUUCUCCGUAGACUCAUAUGCUGGAAAACGCUCCGCAAAUGAGAAAACUCAAAUAAUCCAUUCAUUCGCCUACAUGGGUUUCCAAGGCCCAAUCCGUAUGACCGACCCGGACGAGGAGUUUUGCAUAUUCGAGGAAUACCCCUGUCGCCCAAUCAAACCAGGGGAAGCUCGCCCUGGCCCGAAUUUCGUCCAUUUCGGUAGAUGGAUUGCAUGUGGGAGCAGAGAUGUUAUAGAUAAAUACGACUUGAAGAAACGAAACUAUAUCAGCACCACGUCAAUGGAUGCCGAGUUGACGCUGGUCACGGCAAACAUGGCACUAGCAGCGCCAGGAAAGGUGUUCUUUGACCCCUUUGUGGGGACUGGGAGCUUCUGUGUUGCUAUGGCGCAUUUUGGAACCCAUUCAUUGGGUUCUGAUAUUGACGGGCGCAGCUUCAGUGGUAAGGAUAGGAAGAAGGGCAAAUCGAUAGGUCUCGUCUCGAACCUUGAACAAUACGGCAUACAACAAUAUCACUUGGAUGCAUUUGUUUCUGACCUGACCAACUCGCCAAUCAGGUCGACGCCAUUUCUGGACGGCAUCAUCUGCGACCCUCCGUAUGGCGUUCGAGAAGGUUUGAAAGUUCUAGGGAGCAGGUAUGGUAAAAAGAAAGAGCCUUUUUUCUUAGAUGGUGUCCCGAGUCAUAGUCUGGACGGGUACAUCGCGCCCAAGAAGCCCUACAGCUUCGACGCAAUGCUAGACGAUAUCCUCGAUUUUGCUGCCCGCACCCUUGUCCAAGACGGGAGACUUUCUCUUUGGAUGCCCACUGCCAAUGAAGAUGAUGUUGAGCUUAAAAUCCCCAGUCAUCCCCGGCUAGAACUUGUGAGUGUCUGCGUACAACCUUUUGGCCACUGGUCCCGCCGUUUACUUACGUACCGCCUCCUACCUGAUGGGGAAUUUUCAUCGUCUGAACCACGACGCCAAAGAGAGGAGAUAAAUGGUGUGAACGCUGAUGAUCUGAAUUCUUUUCGAAGAAAGUACUUUACCAAAUCCAAGCCGUCUCCCACGGACAGCCCUGAUAACAAAACACCACAAUGAAGAAGAUGAUGUGGGCAUGCGAUCUAAGCUCUUAUUUCAUGGUUUCGAUGAACCAUCUCUUGUCUAUUGCUUAUCCCUGAGUAGCGAAAAAUCAGUCCACGUAAAUUCUAUAAGCGCAUGUCUUAUCAGUCCGAAUACAAGCGGAAAGGGGGAAUAUUGCGCAAAAAUAUAAGGGCACGAGAAAACAUCCAACAAUCCCUCCCAAAAAGACUUCAGCAACCAUGGAACCCACUACUCAAAAUACCACACCUCGACAACGAAAAGCAACGCCUUCCUCACCCAUCGAAUCCAAACACCACCUACGAUCACAAUUUCUCCAGCCCUCUCCCUUUCCCUUUAGAUUGCUCGAAUUCUCCAUCGAGAUCUAAAUCGAUACCUUCAGCUUCCUUAACCCUGGCAACCUCUCUCGCCAACUCAGCCCGCAAUUGAGCUACCGUUUCCUGCGCCUCGUCAUCGUCAAGCUCGUCUCGUUGGCCGCGCCCAAACAUCAACCAGCCUCCCUUUGUGGGAGUAUUCGUAUCCAGAGGUGGCCGUGGGAUGAUAUGGAAAUGAACAUGAGGCACCGUUUGUGAUGCUCUCGGACCUGUUUUUGGAGUUCAACUCCUCCAGGGGCGAGGAGUGGGAUGUGUGAGAAAAGUAACCGUCAUGGCAAUUAAUUUGCAAGGCAUGCAAAAAAUAUAUAGAGAAGAGCUUAUGAAUAUUGAAAUACAUGGAAGGAAUUGCAAAGUACAUAAUGCCUUAUGAUGUAAUUUUAAAAGGAAACAGGAGGCAGCAGAGGCUAACAUACCAUUAUUCUGCACAACAUUCCACUGCGCCGGAUCUUCGCCGCGCGAAUCUAAGUCCGUGCCCAGCACCGUCCUGGUCACCACUCGAGAAAGUAUCGGGAGCCAUUUACCAAGCUAUAUGUUAAAUUCAUUCCAAUCAGUAUAUAGAAAUCAACACCAACCAUAGUUCUCGUGCUAGUAAUCAAAUUUAAACCCCCCAACCCAAUUCUCCCAAUUCUCCCAAUUCUCCUGUAAUCAGGGACCAAUAUUUCUGAACUUUAAAAUAAAAUGCUAAUACACAACAAUCACCAGCACAUGACCUCUCGUCAGGGGCAUAAUGUCAAGAAACGCCAGCACAUGCUUCGUCGAGAGAAAGAGGUGUGCUUGGGGCGAUGGGGAGCCAGCAUCGUCUCUCUUAGUCGCAGGUGGAUUGAUCGGUACAUCCCGACGGGAGGGUGGAGAAGGGGGAUGAGCGGCUGCUAUAGCGCAGAAGGGGCAUGUUGGUGAGCUGGGAGGCUUGGGUUUGGGGGAUUUUUUAACACGCUUCUUGAGGGAUGGGGGUGGCCAGAUGGUUGCUGGAG
Molecule: messenger RNA, 2881 nt
Organism: Blastomyces gilchristii SLH14081
Lineage: Eukaryota; Fungi; Ascomycota; Eurotiomycetes; Onygenales; Ajellomycetaceae
Product: NAD-dependent histone deacetylase SIR2
Exons: 6
Coding region: 169-1536 (455 amino acids)
Biological process (GO): methylation
Cellular component (GO): cytoplasm
Molecular function (GO): nucleic acid binding
Source: RefSeq, a predicted model, not a curated record